Messenger RNA from Alligator mississippiensis (American alligator), 7153 nucleotides. RefSeq names its product gastrula zinc finger protein XlCGF52.1. The transcript has 3 exons. Gene Ontology annotation, biological process: regulation of transcription by RNA polymerase II. Gene Ontology annotation, molecular function: RNA polymerase II transcription regulatory region sequence-specific DNA binding; DNA-binding transcription factor activity, RNA polymerase II-specific. Gene Ontology annotation, cellular component: nucleus. Lineage: Eukaryota; Metazoa; Chordata; Crocodylia; Alligatoridae. The record is from RefSeq and is a predicted model, not a curated record.
CUAUCAGCGGCGUGCGUUCCGCGUGGAUAAGGCGCGCGUCCGAUGUAUCCACGCACGCGUGCACCGAGCCAGCCCGGCCCCGUGCGGGCUCCUGCCCCGCCUCCGGCCCCGCCCCCGCCCCCGGCCGGCCCGGCUCGGGGUGGAGCCGCAGCAGGACGCGCUGCCGCAGCGCUCCGGCCGGCUCUUCCGCUCCGGCAAGGGCUGCGGGUCCGGGGGCUGGGGGUGUGGGCAGGAGCCAGGGGCACCAGCACAGCUGCAGUGGGCAGGGGCUGCGGGUCUGGAGCGAGGGGCACCGGCAGCCGGGUGUGGGGUUUGGAGGGGUGCUCCAGGAUCUGCCCCCGCUCCCUGAGCCAGGACAGCCCCUCCCCGGGUUCGGGUGAGGGCGGGAGGUGCUGGGGACUGGACUGUGAUGUGACCUGGUUGUCUUGUCCCCAGGUCACGGUGCCUGGACAGCUCGAGGUGACCUUGGACACUGAGGGAGCUGCAGCAUUGAGGGAGCUUCUCUGCUCCUGGCUGGAGCACCCAGAGCCCCAACCUGGGCCCGGGUCCCUGGGGGAGGCAGGAUGGGGUGAAACCCCAGGGCUGAGGGAAAACCGGGCUCAGGCCCCCAAAAGGAGCUCCCUCCCCACCAGGAGCCAGGUUAUGUGCUAGGGCUCUGAGGAGAGGUACUGGGAGGCCUGGAUGCCGGUGCCUGCCUGGCUGUUCAGCCCCUGGAGCGAGGGGCUGGGAUCUCAAUGCGAACCUGUGGGGUGACAGGGCCUGGAUCUCUGUCCCUGGGCAGCUCUGAUGUGACAGUAGCACCCAGGGGGAAGAUCCUUUAUCUUCACUGUGCUAUUUCCUCACCUGGGGUUGGGGAACCAGUGCAUUGUUGAGGGAGACAGUUCUCCAGAGGCAGGGGUUUUCUCUGCAUUCGUGUAGGUUUUCAGUCACCAGCAUGCACUCCCAUACCUAGAAAUACACGAGUCACCUUGCCAGCGAGCCUCGCUCCCUGGCCUGUUGAUCAGCCAGAGCAGGGUCUCACAGGGACAUUCAGAGGCAAUGUCUAGUAGCCCAGCAUUUUUCCAAACCUGUGGCAUGCACCCAAAUGCACCCAGACCUGCAGGCUUUCCUUGUCAUGCUUCUCUCUCUCCACAUCCUCUUUCACUGUCCUUGGCAACGUUUCCACUUGGACAAAACUGGCAGUGGCUUUGCUUUGCUAGUGGCACUAGCUUUAACCAGCUAGUGGCUUUUUAGCAAGCUUGGUGGCUCUGGAAGGCCUCUUGGGAACAGACACUGGCAGUUUUUGUGGUUGCUGAGCAUUACUGUGAUCCUUAUCAAUGCUGCAAUCCCAGUCACUCCUCUGUUGUACCCACCUUGAGCCCUCUGUGCCCCAGAAUGGGCUGGUGAGCUGUUCAGGCAAUGAGUUUUCCUAGUGACUUUGGGCUGUUUUUUAUUUACAGGUAACCCCAGGCCCCUGUCUCGCUGCAGGUUCCCCUGACACAGAAGAGACCUGGGACUGGUCAGCAGAUGAAACCUCCUUGGGCUGCUUCCCCAGAUGAGGCCCUUCACUAGCGGCAGGAUAUCAAGGUCCCACACCAGACUUAAUCUGCCGCAUCCAGCAAGGGGAGAUGGAGCUCUGGGUCUGGGAUGAGGAGGAAGAUCAUUGUCUGAGGACUUGUCUCCAGCAGAUGUUGAGACAUUUGGCAGAGCUGAGCAGCAGCAGCCUCCUGAGGAAGGGCCUGCCUACCUGAAGAUGUUUCAGUCCAGAAGCCAGCUCCUCAGCCAACAGGUACAGAGAAGAGUGGGGACGCAAAGGAGCCAGGGAGGAUUUGAAGGGCAGAGAGACCUGAAGAGCCACAAGGUUCCUGGAGGGAAGGGGCUGCAUAUAUGUGAAGAGCCUGAUGACAGCUUUGGAGACAAACAGAAACUUGGGGCUCACAGGGGAACCCACUGGGGAUGGUAUAGCCAACCCUGUGCUGAGCCCAAGGAGAGCUCCUACCAUACAUGCCCUCUCCUCGGGCACCAGAGAAUGCACUCAGGGGAGUACCCCCACCUCUGCCCAGAGUGCGGGAAGAGCUAUGUCUCCCUGAGCGAGCUCCGAGUGCACCAGAAUGUGCACGUGGGGGAGCAGCUGUACCGCUGUACCGCGUGCAAGAAGAGCUUCACCAGGUGGGAUUACCUCCAAAGCCACACACGUGUGCACAUGCAGAAAAAGCCAUUUUCCUGCCUGCAGUGUGGGAAGAGCUUCACAGAUAGCUCUACACUCACACAGCACCAGCGCAUGCACACGGGGAAGAAGCUGUUCUCCUGCAGGAAGUGUGGGAAGAGCUUCACCAAGAACUCCAUGCUUACCACGCAUCUGCGUGUGCACACGGGGGAGAAACCCUUCUCCUGCAGCCAGUGCAGGAAGAGCUUCACUGAGAGCUCCAACCUCACCAAUCACCUGUGCGUGCACACGGGGGAGAAACCCUUCUCCUGCAGCCAGUGUGAGAAGAGCUUCACACAGAGUUCAAUGCUCACGAACCACCUUCGUGUGCACACAGGGGAGAAGCCAUUUUCUUGCACCCAGUGUGGGAAGAGCUUCACCAAGAGCUCCACAUUCAACAGCCAUCAGCGAAUGCACACGGGGGAAAAACCAUUUUGCUGCAGUCAGUGUGGGAAGGGCUUCAUACAGAGUUCCACGCUCAAACAGCACCUGUGACUGCACACGGGCGAGAAGCCAUUCUCCUGUGCCCACUGUGGGAAGGGCUUCAUUGAGAAGUCCAAUCUCACCAAGCACCAGCGCGUGCACAUGGAGGAGAAGCCAUUCUCCUGUGCUCAGUGUUGGAAGAGCUUCAAUCAAAAUUCAUUGCUAAUAAAGCACCGGCACUUGCACACAAGGGAAAAGCCAUACCGCUGUGCCCAAUGCCUGAAGUUCUUCCGGCAGAGCUCUUCCCUAAGCAAGCACCAGCGAACCCACAAGAGCAGGACAGUCGCAUAGAAUGGGAGACAGUUUCCCUCAUCCUCCCUGGGCAGUGGGAGUGAGGGUCCUGCACCUGGACUGUAAUGCCCCCAGCUCCCUCCUGCUUCCUGUGGGAUGUUGUGGUAGCUUCUGGCAGCAGCUGGGACAAAGAAGACAACAGGUAAGAGCUAGGUGAUGGAGCCAGGUAGCAGAGAGGAUAAAAGCUGGAGGGAUACAAAACCAAAGCUGCAUGGGAAAAAAGACAUCCUUUCUUGAACUAUUCAGUCCUAGGCUACUACCUGUGGUAGCAAGGCAACCCCUUUCUUUUCCUUCCUGUGACAUUUGGGACAUCACCAUUGUUUUUUGGGUUUUUUUACCAUACUUUUAUUAUCUUGUUUUAUGUUAACCAGGCAGGUCCCCAGGCUCCCACAGGAGAAGAAGUUUGAUGAGGUAAUAAAUGGAAUAUCCCUGCAUUGCCCAGGAGGCGCUACUUCACAGUCAGGGCGGCUAGGAUCUGGAACUAACUUCCAAGGGAAGUGGUGCUCACUCCUACCCUGGGGUCUUUAAAAGGAGGCUAGAUAGACACCUUGCUGGGGUCAUUUGACCCCAGCAUCCUUUCCUGCCCAUGGCAAGGGGUUGGACUUGAUGAUCUGCUCAGGUCCCUUCCAACCCUACCAACUAUGGUUCUCAACUACUUUCUUUAUCUUAGGGAAGUCCCAGGGGAGUUCACUGCUUUGCUUGUUACAUGGCGGGGGGGGAGGAGAUGGAUUCAGGAAAUAACUGUUUUUCAGCAUCCUGAGGACACCUAACCUCUGGCUCCCAUGAUGGGAACAUCACCACUGAGACCUUCCUUCUUCAUAAUCACAACCCAAGUGUGACUGCAGAAAGGAUUCUAUGAGUUGCAGAAGUCCCUUCCAGCCCUACUUUACUUUUACUUUUCUAUGACCUGCUAAUGAGUACGGUGCAGUUCUGAUCUUACCUACAGAACUGGUAGGAAAGGCUCUGUGUGCCCUGACAAUACUUGGCUACACCAGGAUUUAUUCCAGCAACACUUGUGAAAGUUUCCCUCUCAAUUAACCUGACCACGGCAUGGACAAGAUGCGGGGAAAGGGGCUGGGAAACUCUUAUUUUGGAAGAUGUGUUUUGCCAGAAAUGAGCAUCUGUCCAGCAAACCCCUUUCUAGGAGCAAAUUGGUAUAGCCUGGUCCCCUCCACUCUUCCAGAACAGAGAAUUGAGCAUAACCUAGCAGGAGAUGAGGUGAGGAUGGCACACUCCAAGACAGUGGAUCACAAUAAUCGUAAUCUCCAUACAACUCUAUAACCCUGUAACAUGAGGCCUAAAUGGGUGGGGUGGGAAAGGCCAACCAUCAACCAGCCAUCUGACCCCCGUCACUGAGGGAGUAGCAUACCUUCCCCCCCACCUCUUGCUGGGCAGCUCUUGAGCCAUGGCUAUGAUAGUGGCUGGGGACGGGCAUUCACAUAGCAACUGCAGCCCUCAAGAGAGGAAACCACUACCCUCCCCACCCCCCAGCCUUGGCAGCUGGCAGGAGGAGCCUAAGCCAGAGGGAUACUUGAAGCCCUCUUUGCCCCCUGCCAGACAUAUGGGAACCAAAGACCCCACAAGCAUCACCAGCCUCUGAGCCUUGAUAUCCCCAGGGAUACUAUCAGCAUUCAUGGCCCCAUGAGGCAGUGACAAGGAUGCAUGACUCAAGCAUCCAGCCCUUACGCAUCCUCAGACAAGAGAAAGAGCUCUUCCCCACAUCCCAUGCCUUCUGCUACUCAUGUUGCAGGCCUGCUCACUGUGGGAUGAGGGAGUGACCUAGACUUCCUGCCCCACAGCUGUGGUUGGCAUCUCCACAGUGGGAAGCACACUGGUGACAGAAGCUCCACUGGCUGACACACUGAGGGCACCUGGGUGAAGGCAGGGGGAACCCCACCAUAAUCCCACACCUGCAGGCUCAACUGCCUAUCCCUCUUCCCUAAACCCCUCAACUCUCCUCUCUCUCACUGUGCGCCCUCUCCUCAAACCCCAUUUGCCUUCAAUUCCAUGCACCAUUGCCCUGACUCCUGUGACAUCUCAGUGUCCCCAAAGCACUCGGUGCCUACUUUUCCUCCAUUAUUCCCUAACAGUGGCCCUGACCCUAACCUCCUACUGUCCUCUGCCCCCCCACAGUCAUCAGACCAUUGUAGCCAUCCUCAUUGCCUGAGGACCCCAAACUGUUGGCAGGGACUUUGGCAAAGGUCUGAGGUGAUGGGUGGGCAGGGGCCUUGUGGAGGGCCUAAUAGGGAUUAGGAAAAGGCCUCCCCCUUUCACAGCAUCUUCAGGAUUUGCCUCUUCUUUGAGACCUUCCAGGCUGUCUUUGUUCUGCAGCCUCCAGUCUCUGGGAAAUGUUUCCUGCCUUGGCUAAAGUCAGGAGAGUCCUGUGGGAAAAUUAUCUCCGUUUCAUUCACAAACUCAAAUUUUUGUAACAGAGUUACCUUCCCAGCCAAGUCUCUGCCUCCAGUAUUCCCCUGUCUCUGGGCAGUUCGCCCAUUCCACUCGCCUGCCAUGCCUUGAUGAAAAUCAAGUUCAGCUGUUACUUGAGUAGGAGACUGCCUUUUGUACGCCCUGAUGACUAGGGCCAUAAGUGCAUGCUCUGACCAUCCCUGUACAUGCCUCAUGCCUCACAAAUGUUCUACUGUGUGUUACCUCUCUGGCCUAGGUCCAGAGCAAACUGGGCACAUAGUUGUAGCUCUACCAUACUACCCCAGAUGGCCACUCGCACACCACCCUUCUCUCACCGGGGUCCCAUUCACUCCAUCAGCUCUCACCCAGCCUCUUUCAUGCUGCCCUCUCUCCUGGGCCACAUUCAUACUGCCUGGCCUCACGCAGCCUUGGGCUGGUCUCUCCAAAACUCAGUCAGCCCCGGUGCAGUCUGUCAGGCAUCUCCCACUGCCCUCAUCUGAACGUUUGCUGAGCGACUCUACAACUGUUAGCCCACUUCACUCCUGGCCCCUCAUUUGGCCUCCAUGCCCCCACUGGGCCUCUUCCCUUUUCACUAUGCCCCUCUCUCUCUGGGUCUCUCUAUCCAUCACUCCUCUCUCUCUGGGUCUCUGCUCAUGCCCCCAGGCUUUACCCUGCUGCCUGGGCGCAGCUCUGGGUCCCUCCUCCAACCUGGACUCUGCUUUACAGCUCCUAAUGAGCCUGGGCUCCCCCUGCUCUGCUGGAACACCACCAGGGAUGUGGGGUUGGGGUUAUAAGGCACCCCUUCCUGCCUUUCACUGGGGAGGUAACUGGUCUGGCAUUUCCUGGGGGCUCCCACACCACUAGGAGCCCCACCAGCCCACCCUUCCCCAGCAGGGUGCAGUUUCAUGUCUUACCCAGGACCACAGGAGCCUCCACCUCCCCAGAGCCCCUUCCCUUAGCUCCAGGUCCCUGAGCAGGAGCUCAGUCAGCUGAUGUUGCUGCUUCCCUUGCUAGCAACCAACUAACCUCUUUAUAUAUCUGGCCUGCACUUGAAAAUGGCUGCCGCAGUCAGCUACCCAGUGGCUACCUGUUUCCAGUCCUUAAAGUGGCAGGUGCACAGCCACAGUCUGCAUUAAGUGGGAUGGUUUCACUGCUAAAGUUCAGGAAACAGGAUACCUCAAGAAGGGGAAGAGCCCAAGGGCAUGUUUUCAAUUAACUGCUCUGCCCAAGACUUUAGACCACAGGGCCAUAUCCAGACAAGCAUGUCCAUGCAGUAUGUGGCACUGAAGACCUGUCUGCAGCAUCACAUACCACACAUUCAGGAGCUUCCCGCACUGCUACCUUGCAGCCCAGGCUGAGCGAGGAAGGUUUGACCCCAGGACAUCUUGGAAUCAAAAAAACCCAUGCAGAAAAAAGUGGGGCAGUGCAUGUGGAAGCAGCAUGCACCACCCAGAACUCGAGCCUAGCCAGCCAGAGCUAUACUCUGGCUGUCAGCCAGGUUCCUAGCUGCAGGAGUGCCACAUCUGCAGCUUCCUGGGCCCCCAGGAUCCCAGGUAAGGCUGCUGAGCCCAUCACAGUUGCCAGCCUCAGCCUCCCCUACCCCACCCCAGGUAACCUGUUGCAUGCCACAGCGUGCUUGGCACAGGCGUUCUCCAAGGAAGGUGUGGCACUGCUAGUUGUCCUUGGGGAACCAAACGCCGGUGCUCAUCUGGAUGUGGCCUGUUUAUGCAAAACAUGCUGAAUAGUUCUUGUACUGUUAUUAAAAAUUUGCUUUCAUAGCUUUUUCUU